Desarmillaria tabescens is the source of this 870-nucleotide messenger RNA. RefSeq lists its product as uncharacterized. Lineage: Eukaryota; Fungi; Basidiomycota; Agaricomycetes; Agaricales; Physalacriaceae. The transcript has a single exon. The record is from RefSeq and is a predicted model, not a curated record. The coding region runs from base 1 to 870 and encodes 289 amino acids.
AUGACUGGGCAAUCAUGGAUGCAUGGCACCAAGCCAACCGACUCUCCCCACUCGAGGACGGGGAGAUACCAGAGUUCGAUCUACAGUACCCAGACUCACCCACUAUCUCCGGAUUCCCUGACAUCAGCCUUGCAACCAGGAGAGCAGAUACUAGACCUGACCCCUGAGAUACCUCCGAGUCGGACCCAUACGAUUCCUGGGUCACAGACGAUGGAGAGCAUAACCCCUAUGUGCUCAGAAAUGAGCUUACCAACCACCACCUUAGCCCCUACAGAGAGUGCCAUGGAAAUCUAUGCCACCAGCUUCAAGCCAUUGCUGAGGACCAAAGAAGAGAGUGGGAGACCCCCAAAGCCCUUGUCCCCUACAUCAGGUGGACUGCUGGACAGUACAGAGCAGAGCCAGAACUGGUCUGCUUCUUCUUUGAUAGACCCGUCCAUCUGGAGUGGGAUGUCCUAUACAGAAGGUUCCAGGACUUUGCAUGUUCCAUAUGAAACAGAAACCAGUCCCUCACCAGAACAGGAGGUACCUACGUACCUGAGAGACUCGAGCACCCCAUACUACCGCAGCCCGAAGACCAGCCCCUCUAUCAGUGGCCUCGCAAUACUGCAACAUGGCAAUGGAACCACCUCUACCCAUGGGAGCGAGCCCAGAUCACCGGGUUCUGCUACUGGCUCCCAGAAUCAGACAGCGAGGAGAUCACACCCUACCCCUGAUCAACCCCUGAACCCCAUAAUGAAGAAGGCAGUAAUUGAAAUGGACUGGGAAGAACUAGUGGAAUGGCAGGGAAAGUCCCUGGCCAAUGAGGGAGCAUGGAUCUCUACAGAUGCCGCCAAAUUAAUGUAUCAACCUCAGGUACCGGAAAUAGUAUAA